CUUCCGGUCAGGGGCCCUUGGCGGAAGAGGGUCCCGCCUCUUCCGUCUCCACAGCGGAGGUGGCUGUGGCGGCUGGGACGGCGGCGGUGGCGGCGCCUGCGCGUCUCCGGUCGGGGUCGGCAGGCGGGUUCCCUGGGCGGUCCACCUGCGCGUCUCGGAGCCGCGCCCCGGUUGUCGAUGGCGAUGAAUUAUAACGCGAAGGAUGAGGUGGACGGCGGGCCCCCGUGCGCUCCCGGGAGCACCGCUAAGACGCGGAGACCGGAUAACACGGCCUUCAAACAGCAACGGCUUCCCGCCUGGCAGCCCAUCCUCACGGCGGGCACGGUGCUCCCCACCUUCUUCAUCAUCGGCCUCAUCUUCAUCCCCAUUGGCAUCGGCAUCUUCGUUACCUCCAAUAACAUCCGCGAGAUCGAGAUUGAUUAUACUGGAAUCGAGCCUUCCAGUCCCUGCCAUAAGUGUUUGUCUCCUGAUGUGACACCUUGCGUUUGUACCAUUAACUUCACACUGGAAGAGUCAUUCGAGGGCAAUGUGUUUAUGUAUUAUGGACUGUCUAAUUUCUAUCAAAACCACCGUCGUUACGUGAAGUCUAGAGAUGAUAGUCAACUAAAUGGAGAUCUUAGUGCUUUGACUAACCCCAGUAAGGAAUGUGAGCCUUACCGAAGAAACAAUGACAAACCAAUUGCCCCUUGUGGAGCUAUUGCCAACAGUAUGUUUAAUGAUACGUUAGAAUUGUUUCACAUUGGCAAUGAUUCUGACCCUACUCCUAUUACUUUGAAAAAGAAAGGUAUUGCUUGGUGGACAGAUAAAAAUGUAAAAUUCAGAAAUCCUCCUGGAGGAGAUAACCUGGAAGAACGAUUUAAAGAUACAACAAAGCCAGUGAACUGGCUUAGACCAGUAUACAUGCUGGACUCUGACCCGGAUAAUAAUGGAUUCAUAAAUGAGGAUUUUAUUGUGUGGAUGCGUACUGCAGCAUUACCUACUUUUCGUAAGUUAUAUCGUCUCAUAGAGCGGAAAAAUGAAUUACAUCCAACAUUACCAGCUGGACGCUACUAUUUGAAUAUCACAUACAAUUACCCUGUACAUUCUUUCGAUGGACGAAAACGGAUGAUCUUGAGCACUAUUUCAUGGAUGGGAGGAAAAAAUCCAUUUUUGGGGAUUGCUUACAUCACCAUUGGAUCCAUCUCUUUCCUUCUGGGAGUUGUCCUACUAGUAAUUAAUCACAAAUAUAGAAACAGUAGUAAUACUGCUGACAUUACCAUUUAAUUUUAUAUUCUGAAAACAAAUCUACUGCAUGUGCAUCAAGGCCAGUCCUAUUCAACCUAGCUUUCGAAUGCUGACAUCUGGUUAGUAUGUCAUUUUGAAGUUGGCGCAUAACAUUUUUUUUGAAAACAGUUUUUGUCCUUUGCUUUUUCCCUUUGGAUGACCUAUGAAAAUAUAUGACGGGUAUAAAAAAUUAACUAUAUUGAUUAUAUCAACACUGUAACUGCUGAAAUGGCAUUCUAAUGUUUGCUUUUUAUUGGGACAGGCCACGUGAUGCAUAGAGCCUCUUUCAUGUGACUGCAUCUCCUGCUUCAAUGUUUAUGCUGUAUUGAUGAUAUUAUAUUGACAUAUAGUGCUGUAUAUGUGUGCUCUGGUAUGAAGAGAGGGAUUACAGGAUGUAUGAGUUUAAAGACUUGCUGACCUUUCAGGAUUCACAGUUACAGAAAGAUGAAGAAAGACCAAAUCUAAAUAAAACCCUUCAUCAUUUUCAUGUGUCGUGUGUAAAGGCUUACACUACCAUGUGUGGUGAGAUGGUCAUGUCCUCAGUUUAUGCAGUACAGUUCUUUGUCAAACUUAGCUUUGAUUCCAAAGAAUAUGCUUCCCUUUGUGUCUGGCACAGGAAUUAAUAACACUGUGGCUGAGGAGUUCAGGGAGGUCCCAGGUAGGAGGAUUUAAAAUUGUUCUUCCCAUGUGGUUCCAAAGUUGCAGGUGGGAACCUCAGCUCACUUGGAAUGCUUUCACAUGUGAUCACUUCCCUUGAUCCUGAGGCUUCAUAAGGGAAGAAAAUAGAAGUGAGAUGGGAAAACUGUUGGGCAGACCUUCAUCUGCUGCCUCAACUGUAAACAUGUGGUUGCUCAAAGGAGACUUUGUUCAUUCUUGGGGUACUUAACAUUCAGCAAAUUAUUUCAGCAUUGGAAGUAUCUCAUGCUGUUUUUAUUUUGCAGGUAAGUAAAAUUUUUGUCUUUACUCGUUAUAUUCCAGACAUUUUUGAAAGUAGUAACCUUAAUUUCUUUUGUAUUUUGUUCAGUUUUUGCAUAUAGGUCAAAUAUAGAUGUGUAUGUAUGUUCUCUUUUUCGGUUGGUUUUCCUAAGACAUACUUUAAAAAGAUAUUCUAUCCUUAAUUAAAUUCUGGGGGUUUUGGAGUAUGUACAUGAUAAAUGAUAAUAUAUAUGGUUGAAGUAAUUUUAUUUUUUACUAACUGGAAUUAUUUUAAUAUUCCUUAUUGAAUAAAUGCUACAAUUUGUUUGCUAUGGAACUUAAAGUGAAUGUAAACUUAUUUUUCCGUACGCAUAACAAUGUAUUUAUUAAUCAGAGGUGGCUUAAUUACAUUGAAAUGGCUUUUUUUUUUUUUAACCUAAAGUAACUCUUGUUUCUGUAGAAGAAUGCCUGUUUUAUUCAGAGUUUGUAAUGAUUUCCUUGAGUUAUAUUUUAAAUCAAAAGGUCUGGGUAAUGUAUCAAUUUUGAUUAAUACAUACUUUUU
Otolemur garnettii (small-eared galago) is the source of this 2740-nucleotide messenger RNA. It is a transcript of the gene CDC50A, whose product is annotated as transmembrane protein 30A. Gene Ontology annotation, biological process: phospholipid translocation. NCBI's taxonomy places the organism in Eukaryota, Metazoa, Chordata, Mammalia, Primates, Galagidae. The transcript has 7 exons. The record is from RefSeq and is a predicted model, not a curated record. Bases 178 to 1263 code for a protein of 361 amino acids. Gene Ontology annotation, cellular component: plasma membrane; Golgi apparatus; endoplasmic reticulum.